GUGAUGGAGGGAGAUUCUCUUACUCUACACACUAAUAUUACUGAAAUACAGAGAGAUGAUGACAUACUGUGGGUGUUUAUAACUGGGAGGGCUAUUAUCGCUAAAAGUUUUAAUAAUUUCAAUGAUUUCUUUAUAUAUGAUGUUGAUUUUGAUGGGAGAUUCAGAGACAGACUGCAGGUGAAUAAUCAGACUGGAGAUCUCACCAUCACACACAUCACAACUGAAGACUCUGGACUUUAUCAAAUGGACAUCAGAUUCAACAGAAGGAUCUCAUCCAGACUCAAUGUUACUGUCUAUGGUGUUGUUGGUGAUGAAGUGAAGUCAGUGUCAGUGAUGGAGGGAGAUUCUCUUACUCUACACACUGAUACUGAAAUACAGACAGAUGAUCUGAUACUGUGGAGGUUUGGACCUCAAGAGACUCUUAUAGCUCAAAUCAAUAGAGCGGCUAAUAAAACAACAAUAUAUGAUGAUGAGAGAUUCAGAGACAGACUGCAGGUGAAUUAUCAGACUGGAGAUCUCAUCAUCACAAACAUCACAACUCAACACACUGGACUUUAUCAAAUGAUCAUCAUCGGCAAACAGAAGACUUCAUACAGAUUCAAUGUUACUGUCUAUGUGUCUGCAGGUGUUGUUGGUGAUGAAGUGAAGUCAGUGCCAGUGAUGGAGGGAGAUUCUGUUACUCUACACACUCAUAUUACUGAAAUAAAGACAGAUGAUCGGAUACUGUGGAGCUUUGGACCUCAAAAGUCUCUCAUAGCUAAAAUUAAUAGAGAAGCGAAUAUAAUCUCAAUAUAUGAUGAUGUUCUUGAUGGGAGAUUCAGAGACAGACUGCAGUUAAAUGAUCAGACUGGAGAUCUCAUCAUCACAAACAUCACAUCUAAACACACUGGACUUUAUCAAGUAACCAUCUACAGCAAACAGAAGACCUCAUACAGAUUCAGUGUUACUGUCUAUGAUUCAGAUUCUGUCAAGCUGUGAUCUGAUUGGUCGUCUUCGCUCUGGUGGGCGUGCCUGCUGUUGUUGUACUGUUUUAUGACAUCAGACCCAGAAGAGCUGAACAGGAGAGAUCAGAUCAGCAUUAAUGUCUCACAUGUAGAAAACAUUCACACUACUAAAAGUAUUUUAUAGCCUUAAGUAUUAAAUGACUUUAUUUCCACUCUCCUUUUUCGCAUUGUUUGUGUGUUUAGAGGGCUUUAACAUCUUCAAACACAUUUAAUGUAAUGAUCUGUCAUUCAUUCAUCAUUAUUGAUCUGUCAGUUGUGUUUGUUGUGUUGGUGAUGUUUCUUCUUCAAGUGUCUGAUAUUAAAACAUUCAGCUUCGAACAGAUCACAAGUGCAGAAUAUAUACUGUAUGUACUUACAUUUACACUUAAAACUAACAAAAUAAAAAUACUAUCUAAACAUCUGGGUCUAUAUUUAUGGUGUAAUACAAGUACUGAUCAUCUUUAUUGCUUUUAUUUUUCAGCAUAUUAAAGAUGAGCAAUAGUUUCUUAAACCUCAGGACAAUGUGAUAUAUUGACCAUAACAAACAGUUUGCAUUGUGGCUU
Misgurnus anguillicaudatus (oriental weatherfish) is the source of this 1546-nucleotide messenger RNA. The record is from RefSeq and is a predicted model, not a curated record. NCBI's taxonomy places the organism in Eukaryota, Metazoa, Chordata, Actinopteri, Cypriniformes, Cobitidae.